This is a messenger RNA of Adineta steineri, 933 nucleotides long. NCBI's taxonomy places the organism in Eukaryota, Metazoa, Rotifera, Eurotatoria, Adinetida, Adinetidae. The record is from the annotation of a GenBank genome assembly.
AUGUUUGCUGAAUUUUUCGGUGACGCCCAACAUGUUUCUCAAUCCUCUGAUUUCACUUCAGAGCCAACACGAAUGCUUCCACCUAUCCAAGGCUAUGAGAACGAGCCCCUUGUUUCUCUGGAAGAAGCUAUUCAACCUCUGAUUUCAAUUGUUCCUGAAGUUGAACGCAUGGCUUGGACAGUAAAACAAACUCAUUUCCAUGGAGAACAUGGUUUAACUGAUGCCGAAGCAGCUUCCAUCUUACUCUAUACACUAGAAUGGACCCCCAGAGAUAAAUCAUUUUAUAUUAUUCUUAAUAAUACUUUACAAGCGGCUGAUCGACAGCUACUGAAGCCAUGGUUCCUUUAUCUUCGCCUCAUUAUGACAUCUUUAGCCAAACUUCCAUCGGACUCUAAUCGUCUUACGGUGUAUCGUGGAGUCAAACUUGAUUUAAGUGCACAAUAUCCAAAAGGAAGUAUAGUCACUUGGUGGGGCUUUUCAUCUUGCACAGCAUCUGUGGGUAUUUUAGGCAACGAACAAUUUGUAGGUCAAAAUGGAACAAGGACAUUAUUUACCAUUGACUGCUCUUCUGCCAAAAAUAUUAAACAAUAUUCAGUUUUUCCAGAAGAAAAAGAAGUACUACUUCCUGCAGCUCGACAAUUUCAAGUGAUAGAUUCUCUUAAUCCAGGCAACGGCCUUCACAUUAUACAACUCAGAGAAAUCCAACCCAAAUUUCCACUCAUCAAUCCUGUACACCAACCGUUUAAGCCACCUAAAUGUAACGAUUCCAACCUACAGAAAUACAUUGAUGCAAUGUAUCUCGAUCAAACACUCACCAUACUCGACAUCGGAUACAAUAAAAUCGGCGCUAUGGGUGCACAAGAUCUUGUCAAUGCUCUACAAAUGAAUAAAGUAACAACUACACUUUUUCUUGUUCCUCUUCACUUCACUUAA